Diaporthe citri is the source of this 1140-nucleotide messenger RNA. RefSeq lists its product as uncharacterized. Gene Ontology annotation, molecular function: oxidoreductase activity. Gene Ontology annotation, cellular component: mitochondrion. Lineage: Eukaryota; Fungi; Ascomycota; Sordariomycetes; Diaporthales; Diaporthaceae. The transcript has a single exon. The record is from RefSeq and is a predicted model, not a curated record. Bases 1 to 1140 code for a protein of 379 amino acids.
AUGGCUCAACCUCUCCCUGAGACGAUGCGCGCCCUAGUCUGCGACGGGCUCGGCCAGCCUCUGGUUGUCAAGACGGUGCCCACUCCCCAGCCCACGAUGGGAAGCGUCGUUGUGAGGGUGCUGUGUGUCCAGUCUCAGCGCAGUCUGCAGACCAUUUUGAGCGGGAAGACGCCCUUCACCUUCCCCCAGCCCAUGACCCCGGGGAACACGGGCAUCGGGCGCGUGGCCGCCGUCGGGCCAGACACCACGAGCCUCGCCGUCGGGCAGCUCGUCAUGCUCGACACCUUCAUCCGCGCGCGCGACGACCCGGGCCUGCAGAUCCUCUGGGGCUUCUGGGACGGGCCCUCGCCCGCGUCCAGGAGGUUCGCGGCCGAGAACUGGUCCAUGGGGUCGUACGCCGAGUUCGUGCGCGCCCCGCUCGAGAACACCUGGGCCCUGGACGAGACGCGGCUGUGCGGCGGACCCGCUGACGGCGGCCUGGGCUAUACCCUCGAGGACCUGGCCGUGAUCCCCGAGGCGCUGGUGCCCUACGGCGGCCUGCGCAGCCUCGCCCUGCAGGCCGGCGAGACGGUCGUCGUGGCGCCGGCCACGGGCGGCUUCAGCGGCGCCGCCGUCAACGUGGCCCGCGCCAUGGGCGCCACGGUGCUGGCCAUGGGCCGCAACACCGCCGUGCUGGAGCGUCUCGCCUCCCGCUCCUCCCCGCAAGGCGCCGUGCGCCCCGUGCCCAACACGGGCGACACGCAGGCCGACGCGGCGGCGCUGCGCGCGGCGGCGGCGGGGGCCAUCCACGCUUACCUCGACUUCUCGCCUCCUCAGGCCGCCGCCUCGACCCAUUUGCGCAGCUGCUUCCUGGCGUUGGGCCAGUACGGCCGGGCGGUGAUGAUGGGGCUGCUCUCGUCGGACCUGCCCGUGUCGUAUUUGCGCUUUGGCUUGCAGAACCAGACCAUCCGGGGCCAGUUCAUGUACGAGCGGGCAGACGUCCGGGGGCUCAUCCAGCUGGUGGAGAAGGGCAUGCUCCGGCUCGGCGCCGGAGGUGGGUACGAGCUCCGGGGGAAGUACAAGUUGGAGGACAUCGACGAAUGCUUCCGCGCCACGGCGGCCGGCUCAGAAGCCGGUCAGUUUGUGCUGAUCACACCGUGA